GGGGGGGCAAAUAGGCUUGUUUUGGUUUGGCUUCUUCUUCUUCAAUUCUUAAGGUUGUCCGUUGUCGAUGUACUUCGGUACUGCAAACCGGUUGAUCGCGUGGUUAGGCUUCUUGGAAAAUUUGAGAGCUUGCCUGCAUGUGCUCUGUCAAAUCUCGAAAUGGCUCCAGCGGACAAGAAGAAACUGGUGAAACCUGCCGUUCGUGAACCCCUUAGGAGACCAAAAAAGCCUAAGGUCAAGAAAGAGAAGGUUGUUAAAAAAGAAGAACCACCUAAACCCAAAGUAAAGAAACCUGUCAAUCCACGUCACUUCAGGCCCAGGAAACGUCAUGAACCCAAACGUCUCCUUAAAUUGAAGAAGAAGGAUGAGCGGGAAGUACCUGCCAGAUUUUUGGGUGGUCGUCUCUUUGCCAAGGCUAUUUUCACUGGAUACAAGCGAGGACAACGACAACAGCAUGAAAAGUACGCUCUUUUGAGGGUUGAAGGGUGCAAAAAGAAGAAGGAUUUGCAGUUUUAUGUAGGAAAGAAAUGUAUCUUUGUUUACAAGGCUCAUAAAAACAGGAAAAUGUCCGUAUCCAGGCAUAAGACUCCAUCCAAAAUCAGAGCCAUCUGGGGAAAAGUCACAAGACCUCACGGUUCCUCCACAACUGUCCGAGCAAAAUUCAAGACAAAUCUCCCACCCAGAGCCAUGGGCAAAGCUGUCAGAAUUAUGCUCUACCCAUCCAGGAUUUAAUUCCCAAAACAUGUUUUUUUUUUACAACCUAAGUUUUCAAUUUUAAAAUAAUUGAAUUUACUUUUAAUAAAUUGAUCGUUUGUAUAAAGA
Bemisia tabaci is the source of this 822-nucleotide messenger RNA. RefSeq names its product ribosomal protein L35A (gene RpL35A). Gene Ontology annotation, biological process: translation. Gene Ontology annotation, molecular function: structural constituent of ribosome. Lineage: Eukaryota; Metazoa; Arthropoda; Insecta; Hemiptera; Aleyrodidae. The record is from RefSeq and is a predicted model, not a curated record. Gene Ontology annotation, cellular component: ribosome.